GCAUUUGACACAGAAGUUAGUUCGCUGACUAUAUUUUUAGCAAUUUGUAUUUUGUUAAAAAAAGUAAUACAGUAUAAUAAAUAACUGCAGAAGAAACGUAGAAAAUUAUCCAGAUGGCAACACUUAAGCCGAAACAGAAAUGUAAAUAACGUGAGUGCAAUGACUGGCUUCUUGAUUUGAAAACAAUCAAUUUCUGAACUUUUAAAAUAUUUCAAAUAUUUAAAAAAAAGAUAAACCAAAAAUAAAUUAGUUAGCGAGAUGCAAGAUAUAUCAGGAAUAAAACGAGAACCUUAUUAUGAUUAUUCUCCUCAUAGUUAUGUUACUGUUAUUCCAGUGGAAUAUUCAUGUUCAUCUGAUGCAUCGAGUAUAGCAGGGCAUAUGAGACAAUCGGACGAAUCAAGGUUAUCAGAAUGCGAUACACCACACAGACUUGCAUCCAGUUACAGAUCGUUACAUACCGAGCACAUUCCUCAUCAACCUUCUGUUAACCGUUCUUUUCACUCGUGCUACCCAUCCAGCAGCAGUUCUUCAGAAUGGAAUGAUGGAAGUAGCAGAACACAGAACAAAAGACAAGUUUGUGUUUUCCUAAUGAACAAAGUUGGACUCUGCUUAGACGUUGAAAGAAUACAACAAGUGACUGCUCAGAAUUUAUUAGAUGUAAUUUUUGAAGAUGAUCAAGAAGUUGGACUUCCAGUAAAAGCGAGAGAAAUAUUUUCAUUAUGGAUCACGUCUCCUCUUUUAGAAUUACAAUUGAAACCUCAUCAAAAACCAUUUUGUAUUCGUCAACAGUGGACAGAAUUGCUGAGGAAGUAUACUACAGCUAAUGGUCAAAAAAUUGAAAUGGAUGAACCAAUAUUAUCUUUUCAACGUAAUGUAUUUUUUGAUAGAAGAGAAGAAAUAAGAAUUGAUGACAUGAAAAUAAUGGAACUAUUGUACGAGGAAGCCAAAGCAAAUAUUCUAGAUGGAAGAUAUCCUUGUGAAAUAGAAGAUUGCGAAGUGUUAGCUGGAAUUCAAGCACGUCUUGAAUUAGGUGCAUUUGAUAUUCAUAUACACACACCUAAUUAUUUUAGAACGAGACUACAAGAUUAUCUUCCUGCUCACGCCUGCAAAAGAGGAUGGUCGUUCUUUGGUUUUGGUUCAAAAACUGGCCCAGAACAUAGAAUAAUCGAAAAGUAUAAAAAUAUAUCAUCUAAUACGACAACAUACAAACUUUUAAGAAAAUAUUUAGAAUUUUGUUGGGCCCUUCCUUAUUAUGGGAGUGCAUUUUUUCAAGGACAAGUGGAAAGAUCGGUGAAAGGUAUAUCAGCAUUAAUUAAUCAUUAUGACAUGCCAAUAUUAAUUGCUAUCAACAGAGAAGGAAUUCAUUUGAUUAAACAUAAUGAAGCUGUAGUUUUAUUAAGUUUGCAUUAUCAGCAGUUUUCUUGGGAUUAUGCUAGUCCACUUCAAGCCAACAAUUCAGAUUGUUUACCUUGCCUUUUUAUACAGUUUCAUAUGCCUGGUACAAGAAGACAGGAAUCUAAACUACUGCAGAUAUUUUCUCGCCAGGCAUUUUUAAUGGAUAAGUUAAUAUGUGCUUUUGUAGAAGAAUUGAAGAAGCAGAAUCCUUGGAGAGAUCAAGUAGAUCAUUUAUCGGCAACAGAUCCACCGGAAGACGAUGUGUUUCCCAUAUCUCCAGCAAAGCUGUAUUCGGAAUUAUCUCUAACAAGAAACUUGAAGCGAUUAAGUUUGGCAACGUUUAAUGAAACAGGUGAAUAUUUUUAGUAAUAAAUAAAUUCUUAUUUAUAAGAUGGAAACUACACUGAUUACAAUACUGUUAAAUGGAAGUCACUUUGUUAUAUCUCCAAGAAAAUAGAAUAAAAAUAUAUUACAAUGAUUGAAAAGAUAAAGUGAAAUAACUGUAAAUUAAAUAUUUCUUAAUAUCUGUGGUUGGAAAUUGUUUUUUUAACAGUUCUAAAAGCAUUUAAAAAUAGAUGGCUGGGGCAGUUGAAGUGUCAGACUACAGCUCUAGGGAUUUGAGAUUGAAUUUGAGCAAACAACCCUAGGAAUCUUUUGGAGGGUAGCCCAACCUCAAUAUGUUGGGCUCUGUCACUCGUCACCUACUGCCCCCACUGUGGAUCUGGCACAACCUGUAAUGGACAUGGGGAAAAAGGCCCUGUUGGUGUUUACAGUUAAGAAAGAGAAAAAAAUUAAAAGAACACUUAAAAUAAUUUAAAUAAAUGUAAAUGUGAGUACGGCUCAUUUUACAAAUCUUAGCAGGCUGUAAAAACGCACAAUAGCAAGUACCAGUGUACUUUCUUAGUGAAGGGAAUGAAUUGUUUGAUGAAUCUGUGACAAGGUAACUGUGUAUUACCAAAAAAAGGAUUCUAGAACUUUUUAAAACUUUAAAGUUACAAUUGAGAGCAAUGCAUUGUAUGUCCAAGAUAUAUAAAGCAAUCUGUAAUAUAAUUUUUGAAUUAUUUGCUUUCUAUUUUCGACAUUUAAAUUUUUUAGAUCUUACAAUUUCUUAAACCCAGGUUUAAGCUUUUUAAGAAGUCGCAGAAAAUGUUUACAAAUGAACAUUUUCAAGGCUACUUAAACUUUAUUUUCAAAUCCCCAACUUAUAAAAGAUCAAGUUUCAAACCUUUUUUGAA
This is a messenger RNA of Centruroides sculpturatus (bark scorpion), 2630 nucleotides long. It is a transcript of the gene Bili, whose product is annotated as putative FERM domain-containing protein FRMD8P1. Lineage: Eukaryota; Metazoa; Arthropoda; Arachnida; Scorpiones; Buthidae. The record is from RefSeq and is a predicted model, not a curated record. Bases 259 to 1761 code for a protein of 500 amino acids. The transcript has 12 exons. Gene Ontology annotation, biological process: negative regulation of canonical Wnt signaling pathway. Gene Ontology annotation, cellular component: plasma membrane; cytoskeleton.